This is a messenger RNA of Macrosiphum euphorbiae (potato aphid), 2076 nucleotides long. The record is from the annotation of a GenBank genome assembly. Lineage: Eukaryota; Metazoa; Arthropoda; Insecta; Hemiptera; Aphididae.
AUGUGCAAACUUUUGGAAAAAAUAAUCAAUUUAAGACUCGUGUGGUUCAUUGAAAAAAUAAAUGACUUAAGCCCAGACCAAAAUGGUUUCAGGCAUCAGCGCGGUACAUACCUCUCAUUAAUGAAAAUCCAAUCUGAGAUUGAAAACUCCUUUCAGAAUAAUCAAACUUUAGGAAUGGUAUGUCUUGAUAUAGCCAAGGCAUACGAUACCGCCUGGCGACCGCACAUUAUCUCGUACCUCAAAGAAAUAUUAUCUAAGGGAAACUUGUUUAAUUUUAUUAAAAAUGUCCUGUCAGAUAGAACUUUUCAUGUCAAAGUCAAUCAACGGUUAUCAUCCACUUUCUACCAACAAAAUGGCGUGCCACAGGGGUCAACAUUAUCCGUCACACUUUUUCUCAUUUCUAUAAACAAUAUAACUAAAUCAAUAACCUACCCCGUCAAAUGCACAUUAUAUGCCGAUGAUUUUAAUAUUUUGUGCAGAAGCACAGAACUUUGUACCGUUCAAUCAAAUUUACAAAAAACACUUAAUAAUCUCCACGAAUGGUCUCUCACGACUGGAUUCGAUUUUUCGGCAAGCAAAUCUCAAUGUAUAGUAUUUACAAGAAAAAGGAAACAAAAUAAAUUAAAACUUAAUAUGAAUAAUAAUCUAAUUCCCAAUAAUAACACAGCUAAAGUACUCGGAAUUACAUUCGAUUCAAAAAAUAACUGGAUCCCCCAUAUAAAAAACUUAAAAAAAGCCUGCUCAUCUAGAAUAAACAUAAUGAAAAUGUUAGCCCACACAAGCUGGGGAGCAUCGUUUUCGACUCUAUCCAUAAUACAUAGAUCCCUUAUUUUAUCUAAACUCGAAUACAAUGCGUUCCUCAUUAUCAAUGCUAAUAAAAACGCCCUAAAAAUGUUAGACACAAUCAAUAACGUCGGAGCAAGACUUGCAACCGGAGCGUUUCGGUCCAGCCCUAUUGAUAGUCUUCUCAACAUAGCCAACAUAAUGCCUCUCCAUAUAAAACGUCAAGAAGCAGCAAUGAUUCUCGCAACCAAACUUGCCAGAGACAGAAUGAUAUCUUCCCUAAACUCUUACCCGUCCUUACUAGCAAUCAUUAAAAAAAAUAAUAUCAAUCUUACAAAUAUUUUAACAUCUCAACUCCCUGUCAUCCCUCCUUGGACAUCUUUACCUAAUAUUAUUGAUACCAAUCUUGCUGAACUUCCUAAAAACUCAACCAGCUCGCAGGUAUACAUCCAAAACUUUAAGAACACAAUAUCGCAAUAUUCUAACAAUACUGAAAUCUACACUGACGCCUCAAAAUCGGAAAACAACGUGGGAAUCGCCAUUAUACACACAGAUGAGGUAAUAACAUAUAAACUUCCAACAGAAUGCUCCAUAUACUCAGCUGAAGAAAUCGCCAUUCUAAAAGCCUCUGAAUACGCACUUGAAAAACAAUAUCAACAUUUUAUUAUUUUAAGUGAUUCCUUAAGUACAAUUUCUAGCACAGCAAACACACAUAAGCCUAACGACAUUGCAAAGAAAAUCCACCUUCUCAUUUACUCCCAUCUCUCUAAAGGGAAUGCGGUCAAAAUAAUGUGGAUACCAGGUCAUUCGUCAAUUGAAGGCAAUGAAAAAGCAGAUAAGCAAGCCAAGCACACAGCCUCCUCAACUUCCUUAGACAUCACUCCUCUUACUACUUCUCAAGAUACCAUAAGAACAAUAAAACAUCUAUCAAUACAAGCUUGGCAAAAUAUAUGGGUAAAACAAAAAACGAAACUUAACGAAAUUAAGUCAACUGUUCUCCACUGGCCCAACAAUCAUCCCGGCAGGAAAAAGGAAACCAUCAUCAACAGGCUAAGAAUAGGCCACACCAGAAUAACCCACGGAUACCUUAUGUCCCGUGAUGAGCCUCCCUCGUGUAUGACAUGCGGGGUUGAACUAACAAUUAAACACAUUCUCACGGAAUGCUUUGCAUACCUCGACGCAAGGAACCGUAAUAAUCUAUCCAGCGAUUUAUAUGACACACUUGGACCAGUCUUGCCAUCGCCGGACAUAUUCGUGUUCCUCCAGGAGACCGGAUUGGACAAACUUAUUUAG